Messenger RNA from Melopsittacus undulatus (budgerigar), 6460 nucleotides. RefSeq names its product MAP kinase activating death domain (gene MADD). Gene Ontology annotation, molecular function: guanyl-nucleotide exchange factor activity. Gene Ontology annotation, biological process: regulation of apoptotic process; regulation of Rab protein signal transduction. The record is from RefSeq and is a predicted model, not a curated record. Bases 163 to 5088 code for a protein of 1641 amino acids. Gene Ontology annotation, cellular component: cytosol. NCBI's taxonomy places the organism in Eukaryota, Metazoa, Chordata, Aves, Psittaciformes, Psittaculidae. The transcript is spliced from 34 exons.
GGCGGCGCAGAGCGGCCGGGGGCGGCGGCAGGUUGGAUUUACCAAUCACUUUGAAGCAGAUUUGGUUCCCCAAGGUGCUCAAUCCCAGCUAACUUCAUAACUGACCACUGGAUUGAUGAACAGGCAUUCACUGAGAUGACAUAGGGAGGGGCAGCAAGAACAAUGGUGCAGAAGAAGAAAACCUGCCCUCGGUUACUGGACUAUCUUGUGAUCAUUGGAGCAAGGCAGCCAAGUAGUGAUAGUGUUGCUCAGACUCCUGAACUGCUACGGCGUUACCCUCUAGAAGACCAUGUGGACUUCCCUCUACCACCUGAUGUUGUGUUCUUCUGCCAGCCAGAAGGAUGCCUGAGUGUGCGGCAAAAACGCAUGAGCUUCCGUGAUGACACUUCCUUUGUCUUCACGCUCACAGACAAGGACACGGGUGUCAUUCGCUAUGGAAUCUGUGUCAACUUCUACCGCUCCUUCCAGAAGAGAGUACCCAAGGAGAAGGGAGAAGGCACAGGGGGGCACCGAGCUCGGGAGGGACAGAAAGUCCCCAAAGCUGGGGAUGCAUCGGCCCCACAGGAGGAAGUGGGCACUGAGAGUUCAGAGAGUGGCUCUUCACUACAGGCUCCCAGUACAGAGUCUACCCCAGAUGUGAAUCGAUCACCACGCAGUAAGCGCCUGGCCAAAGGCAGCCAUCGCUCUCGGAACAGCACUCUGACUUCUCUGUGCAUCCUUAGUCAUUACCCCUUCUUUUCCACCUUUCGUGAGUGUCUGUACACCCUCAAGAGACUUGUGGACUGCUGUAGUGAGAGAUUAUUGGUCAAGAAGCUGGGGAUUCCUCGUGGGGUGCAGAGGGACACAAUGUGGAGGAUUUUCACAGGCUCCCUCCUGGUGGAAGAGAAAUCCAGUGCAUUGCUUCACGACCUGCGGGAGAUUGAGGCCUGGAUAUACCGGCUGCUACGCUCUCCGAUGCCUGUCGCUGGUCAGAAGCGGGUGGAUGUGGAAGUCUUGCCGCAUGAGUUGCAGCCAGCUUUGACCUUUGCUCUUCCUGAUCCAUCCCGCUUCACUUUGGUGGAUUUCCCAUUACAUCUGCCCUUGGAGUUGUUGGGAGUGGAUGCCUGCCUGCAGGUGCUGACCUGCAUCCUUCUGGAGCACAAGGUUGUACUGCAGUCCCGAGAUUAUAAUGCACUCUCAAUGUCUGUGAUGGCCUUUGUGGCUAUGAUCUACCCAUUAGAGUACAUGUUCCCAGUGAUCCCUCUGCUUCCCACCUGCAUGGCCUCUGCAGAACAGUUGCUUCUAGCCCCUACACCUUACAUCAUUGGUGUUCCAGCAAGUUUCUUCCUUUACAAACUGGAUUUUAAAAUGCCUGAUGAUGUAUGGCUUAUUGAUCUGGAUACCAACAGGGUGAUUGUUCCCACAAAUGCAGAAUCUUUACCAGCACUGCCAGAACCAGAAGCUACAGAGCUGAAAAAGCACCUGAAACAGGCACUGGCCAGCAUGAGUCUGAAUACUCAGCCCAUUCUUAAUCUAGAGAAGUUCCAAGAGGGACAGGAGGUGCCAUUGCUGCUGGGAAGACCGCAGAAUGAUUUGCAGUCUACUCCUUCCACAGAAUUUAACCCUCUGAUCUAUGGAAAUGAUGUGGACUCUGUCGAUGUGGCUACCAGGGUUGCCAUGGUGAGAUUCUUCAACUCACCAAAUGUUUUGCAAGGUUUCCAGAUGCAUACUCGCACUCUUCGGCUCUUCCCACGACCAGUGGUGGCCUUCCAAGCAAAUUCUUUCCUUGCCUCUAGGCCAAAGCAAACACCUUUUGCAGAUAAGCUUUCCAGGACACAGGCAGUAGAAUACUUUGGAGAAUGGUCACUCAACCCUACAAACUAUGCUUUCCAGAGAAUUCAUAACAACAUGUUUGACCCAGCACUGAUUGGUGACAAGCCAAAGUGGUAUGCUCACCAGCUGCAGCCCAUCCACUAUCGUGUCUAUGACAGUAAUUCCCAGCUGGCUGAAGCACUGAAUGUCCCAGCAGAGAAAGAAACAGAUUCGGAUCCCACUGAUGACAGUGGCAGUGACAGUGUCGACUAUGACGACUCAAGUUCCUCCUACUCCUCCCUUGGUGACUUUGUCAGUGAGAUGAUGAAAUGUGACAUUAAUGGUGAUACCCCAAAUGUUGACCCCCUGACUCACGCAGCCCUUGGUGAUGCCAGUGAAGUGGAAUUUGAUGAUUUUCAAGAAUAUUCAGGAGAUCUGGAUGAACAGGCCAUGGACAGUGAAAACUCCCAAGAGAACAACCAGCCUCGUUCAAGUUCCAGUACUACAGCCAGUAGCAGCCCCAGCACUGUCAUCCAUGGAGUGAAUCAUUUGUAUGGAAUGCAAGUUAGCGAGCAGAUCAGUGAUUUGACUGGUCCACAGGAGUCAGCAGAUGCAGCAGACAUGGAAGAGAAAUUGGUUGCUGGAUUUACAAACCAUCUCCCUUCUUUGUCACUGCAACCAAGCUUUCCCAAGAUAAGCUUGGAUCGGCGGGAGAGCGACAGUGCAGCUGGCAGCAUGAGCUCCUCAGAAGGGGUGGUGAGGAAGCGGGAGUAUGACAAUCCAUACUUUGAACCACAGUAUGGUUUUCCCACGGAGGAUGACGAUGAUGAGCAGGAAGAGAGCUACACCCCAAGAUUUAACCAGAAUCUCAAUGGAAGCAGGUCUCAGAAGUUACUCCGUCCAAACAGUUUAAAACUGGCCAGUGAUUCUGAUGCAGAUUCAGAUUCCAGGGCCAGCUCCCCAAACUCAACUGUCUCUAACAACAGCAGUGAAGGUUUUGGGGGCAUCAUGUCUUUUGCAAGCAGCCUGUACAGAAACCACAGCACAAGUUUCAGUUUGUCCAACUUAGCCCUACCAACCAAAGUUGGGAGAGACAAGAAUACUCCCUUCCCCAGCCUGAAAGUAUUUGGGUUAAAUACUAUAAUGGAGAUUAUUACUGAAGCUGGCCCAGUAAGCAAUGAAGGAAACAGACGCGCCCUUGUGGAUCAAAAGUCUUCAGUCAUUAAGCACAGCCCAACAGUGAAGAGAGAAUCUCCAUCGCCUCAGGGACGAACUAGUAAUUCCAGUGAGAACCAGCAGUUCCUGAAGGAGGUAGUUCACAAUGUUCUUGAUGGGCAGGGUGUUGGCUGGUUGAACAUGAAGAGAGUCCGACGUCUGCUGGAGAGUGAGCAGCUCCGUGUCUUUGUACUGAGCAAGCUGAAUCGCACGAUCCAGUCAGAAGAAGAUGCUCGACAGGAUGUCAUACAGGAUGUGGAGAUCAGCCGUAAGGUUUACAAGGGCAUGCUGGACUUGCUCAAGUGCACUGUGCUGAGCCUGGAGCAGUCGUAUGCAAAUGCUGGCCUUGGAGGCAUGGCCAGUGUUUUUGGCCUGCUAGAGAUAGCACAUACCCACUAUUACAACAAAGAACCAGAAAAGAGGAAACGAAGCCCAACGGAUGGAUCUGUCACUCCAGUUGGCAAGGAUCCUGCAUCAUCUCCGAGAGCAGAGCCAAAACCUGUGGUGCAGCUGCCGGUACCUCAGCUGAUGCCAAAGGCACCGAGCCCUCCAGGCAAAGGGCCAAGGGAGUUUGACACAAGGAGUCUAAAGGAAGAGAAUUUUAUUGCUUCCAUUGGGCCAGAAGGUGUGAAACACUUUGAUUUGGGAGAAACGGAUGAGAAGAAAUCCCAAAUCAGUGCAGACAGUGGCCUCAGUUUGGCCUCAGGUUCUCAGAAGAGUGAUUUCGACUCUCUUCCCAGUGGAGGACCAACAGUUAUGGUCCGAAGUACAAGCCAGGAUUCUGAAGUCAGCACAGUGGUUAGUAACAGUUCUGGAGAGACAUUAGGAGCAGACAGUGACUUGAGCAGCAAUGCUGGUGAUGGACCCAGUGUAGAAAACGGUGGCAAUUUGGCUGGAUCCAGAGGCACUGUGUCAGACAGUGAAAUUGAGACAAACUCUGCUACCAGCUCCAUCUUUGCAAAGUCUCACAACGUGAAGCAGAGUGUGAAGGACAGCAAAGGCAGCACUCCAGGGAGAGCUCCAGAGGAUGGAAACCAACGUGUCUAUCUCUAUGAAGGACUUUUGGGCAAAGAACGUUCAACUCUGUGGGAUCAGAUGCAGUUCUGGGAAGAUGCCUUUUUGGAUGCCGUGAUGUUAGAGAGAGAAGGAAUGGGGAUGGACCAGGGACCUCAGGAGAUGAUUGACAGGUAUCUUUCCCUGGGAGAACACGAUCGAAAGCGUUUGGAGGAUGAUGAGGACCGCUUGUUGGCCACACUGCUGCAUAAUAUGAUUGCUUAUAUGCUUAUGAUAAAGGUGAACAAGAAUGAUAUUAGGAAAAAGGUGCGUCGUCUGAUGGGGAAGUCACAUAUUGGGUUGGUGCACAGCCAGCAAAUAAAUGAUAUUCUAGACAAACUGGCCAAUCUGAAUGGACGGGAGCUCCCUGUGAGACCCAGUGGCAGCCGCCACAUCAAGAAGCAGACUUUUGUAGUACAUGCUGGGACAGACACAACUGGAGACAUAUUCUUCAUGGAGGUAUGUGAUGAUUGCAUUGUGCUGAGAAGCAACAUUGGAACUGUAUACGAACGUUGGUGGUAUGAAAAGCUUAUCAACAUGACUUACUGUCCCAAAACAAAAGUGCUGUGCCUCUGGCGGAGGAAUGGUCAGGAGACUCAGCUGAACAAGUUCUACACAAAGAAGUGUCGGGAAUUAUACUACUGUGUGAAGGAUAGUAUGGAACGAGCAGCAGCAAGACAGCAAAGCAUUAAACCAGGCCCUGAGUUGGGUGGUGAGUUCCCUGUGCAGGAUAUGAAAACGGGUGAAGGAGGUCUUCUUCAGGUCACACUGGAAGGAAUUAACCUGAAAUUUAUGCACAGUCAGGUUUUCAUAGAGCUGAAUCACAUUAAAAAGUGCAAUACUGUGCGAGGAGUCUUUGUCCUGGAGGAAUUUGUUCCUGAAACUAAAGAAGUGGUGAGCCACAAGUACAAGACGCCAAUGGCUCAUGAGAUCUGCUACUCCGUGCUGUGUCUCUUCUCUUAUGUGGCUGCAGUUCGUGGGAAAGAGGCAGAAAACAAAAGCAAACCACCUCGACCAGUUUCCAGUUGAUCUUGAUAUUGGAAAAUACCUACCCUUUGGCACGUUGAUAAUGCAGUACUCCCAUUUUUACUGCAGUUUCUGGAGCUCACUUUAUUGUCUUCUAUGAGAACUUGAUUAUUUAUGUAUGAUCUGCAAGUCUUUCCCCAUAGAAAAACCUAAGACUUCACUGCUCAGUCUCCUUCUGAAUUUGUUCUUUAUGGAGCUUUUCUAUCAGCUGUUAAUCAGACAGUUUUGAGCAUCAGUAUCCAGCUGUGAGUGACCUAUUCUGGCCAUUCCUUUGGAAUUCCCUUUUUCUUAAGAUGACUAACGGCUUGAGUUUGGAUGUUUUUUGUUUCUAGUGGCACUUGUUACAGAUUAAUCACUUCACAACUGCAGGCUUCUGCUUUCAGCUUCUCUGGUAUGUGCACAGUGGAAGCAGUCUGCUCCUGCAUGUUGUUUAAAUGGUGUGUUUUUAUUGUUUUCCUUCUGUGUUGUUCAGUUUUACCCACCAACAUGGCAUUCUGGUCACAUAGUUCUUUCAGACCCUUUUGGGAGAGAUGAACUGUUACAAUAGUCUUAAGACACCACGUGACAGUUCAAGUUUGGCUAUUAAAUUGGUCCAUUUGUGGAUAUGACUGCUAUUCUAGUGGGAAAAGGAAACUUUGCAGGCAGUAUAUUGUGAAAACCCCUGACACCUCAUGGAUUCUGUGGAUUUUCAAAUGGGAGUUUAGGUAAUAUUUGUAGGUUUAUCCCAGCAGCAGAGCUGGCAAAUGCAUAUAAGCACUACCAAAAGCAGUUAAUCACAGGGGUUAGAAAAUGCUUAAGGAAGUGUAAAACUUGGGAACAUUACUGGCAAAAGCACUUGGCAGAUUCAUGUCUUUCUGGGUUCAUAACACCAGGUAUUUCUAUAGCCAUCUGGUGGACAUAUUCAGAACCCAAAGGAUUAUUCUGUCUCCAGAUUUUUUAAGCUAUGGCUUUUUUUUCCAAUCUCUACCUGUAUUAUUGUAUAAUGAAACUCCUGCAGUUAAAACUAUCCAUCACAUUCCUUAUUUUAAGUAGGCCAAAUGUGAAUGUUUUUUGCAUCCUGUUUUUGUUCCUGAACUGUACUGCACUUGUCUGGAAAGGUCUCAGGAUGCUCAAAGCAGAGACUGUCUAGAGAGAAACUGUUACAUGUAAAAUACCUGGAAAAAAAUGCUCUGAUGCAAACUGAUGUAUUGUAUGUUUUGACAUAAAAUUAAGAGUAAAUGCACCCAGAAAUAACCCUUAGUCAGGGUAUCUACUGUUUUGAAUGGAAUAUACUAGUAAUGGGUGAGGAAAUGAUGUAAAUAUUAUAGUACCACAUCUAUUUAUAGAAAUUGUACAGCUCUCUGAAUGUGAAAAUAAAAUGUCAUUCAACCAGCAA